Molecule: messenger RNA, 1220 nt
Organism: Schizosaccharomyces japonicus yFS275
Lineage: Eukaryota; Fungi; Ascomycota; Schizosaccharomycetes; Schizosaccharomycetales; Schizosaccharomycetaceae
Product: U4/U6 X U5 tri-snRNP complex subunit
Exons: 1
Coding region: 170-835 (221 amino acids)
Biological process (GO): RNA splicing
Cellular component (GO): nucleus
Source: RefSeq, a predicted model, not a curated record
CUCCAUUAUUUAUCUUUACAGCUUAUAACUUCGUUAUUGUAUAAAAGCAGUACCUGUUAAAAGGAUUUAUUAAUGGGCGAAUUAUAUUAUCUUUUGUAUAAAGAGUUGGUGUGAGUUCUAUUAUAUUACUUUUGACGCAACACCAAUUACACUACACCAUUAGUAAAAUAUGUCAGAACAGAUGGAAAGUGGACGUCCAAGGGAAUCUCGUGUUCCUGAACGCGAAACUGCUAGAAAUGGCUAUCGUUCCCAACAAAACCCGGAUCGGAAUUGGCACAGAGAAAGUGGAUACAUGAGAAAACGCGAUUGGCAUGACAAUCGGACGAAAAAUGAUACAGACGAAAAAAACCGUUUUAACGAUGAACACAGAUACCACAGGAAUUCACCACCUCGGCGAUCAUAUGAACGUAGUAGUGGUCGUCGUCGAGAGCGAGAUUGGAGUCGGGAAGGUGAACGCGAACAUGAUCGCAACCACAGCUCUUCACCCAGACGGCAUCGCCGAUCAAAUCAUGACACAGAGCCGCCAAGACUAAACAAAAAGAACGUAAUUCCCGACGUACAUCAAGAACCCAAGCGCAACGACAAACCUCCGGAAAUUGAAACAGCAGCGCAACCGAUUAAUAAUCAGCCAUCAGACAACAAAAAUGAAGAGACGUCACUUACACCUUCCGACGAAUUAGAAGAUGUCAGCGCCAUCAUGGGUUUCACAUCUUUUGGAACUACAGCUGGCAAGAAACACGGUGACAUUGGCGCCGUCUUCAAACAGAAAAAAACGAAAUAUAGACAAUAUAUGAACAGAGAGGGUGGUUUCAAUCGCCCUCUUGAUCGCGAGUAAUUUACUCCUGCGAAACCGAAAAAAAACAGAGAACACAAUUACUAUCCAUCCUCGCUAACAGGCUCACAACACAAACCCAGAAAACCGUGUCUCACUCAACAAGCUGGCGUCUGUCACGUGCAACCCAAUCCAGAAAAAUGGACCCUGAUCAACGAUGAAUGAUCUGUCGCAAACUCUCCACAUUUGCGAUCGUCGGUUGAGAAAAUCCCCACAAUGCCGAUCAAAGAUCGCUUGUAAAUCACCAAUAGAUUUUCAUUGAGAUCUACAAAAGUCGAUCCCCAGUUUUUUAGAGCGAAAGUGUAAUAUCAUCUAGUGAGCGACGGGGAAAAUAGCAAUUCAUAAUCCAACAACGCGUUAGGAAACCAAAUGUUGCAUUGCUUCUGUU